UGAGGGAGACUAACUGAUUCAUAUAGGUUGAAACAAACAGACAACUGGAGACUUUAAUAAAACACUUGGAGAUUUAUUUUCUCUUGAGAAGGAAACUUUUUUGAGGACUGAACUCUUUAUUACCUAGAAUAUCAUUUAUUUUUCACAUUGGUCAGAAACAGCAGUAGAUUAUUAUUGUGUGCUCUGAAGUCUCAGCAGGUGACAUCAACAGACAAGUUGCAACCUUAUAGUGAAAAAGACAUUCAGAAAAGUCAGAAAAAAAAUAGAAGAAACAGCUGAGUACAAACAGAGAUCACUAUCAGCAACCAGGACGGCAUUGACCGCCUACAACCAGGGAAGAGACACAUGAUGGAGAAGUUUUUUAAACCUGUUCACAGUCCCUCUGGCCCGGAUGAGAUCAAGCCGCGGAAACACCACCACCAUCAUCACCUUCCUCAUCACCAAGACUCUCAGUCACACAGGUACACAAUGUUCGAUGACACAGACAGGAACACAGAUGAAAGCCUCGGGCACCACCGUCACCAUCAACAUGGUCGCUAUCUCCAUGACAGCCCUCAUCGCAACACCCACCAUCGGCAUCAAACACAGCAGUUUCACCACAGUGAAGAGGACGAGAUACUGUACAACCACGAAACACCUGUAACUCUCUCUAGGGCCUCUUCCUCUUCCCUCUCUUCAUCCUCUUCCUCCUGCUCUUUUUCCUCGUGGUACACAGAGGAAAGUGCAAAUGAUCCGUUCUCUCUUCGUCACGCUGCACAGCCGCAGCACUCCCUGUCCUGCUCCAACAUCUCAGAUGUGCGCAGAGGUUUCAGGGAGGAUGACGGCAGCGAGCCCAUUGUCUUUGCCACCGUCAGACACGGCAAGAAAGACAGUGUUUGUAGUGAGAUACAAGGAAACACACAAAAGAGGGGGAAGCGUGGUUUUGCUUCUCUUGACCGAGGUCACAGCAGAAGUGAAGAAGGUCUUCUGCAGGGUAAUGAAAGCGAUCUUGGAGGAACACAGUCCAGGGAACAGCACAUCAACUAUCAACCUCUGUACAAGGCUGCUAGUUUGAACCGAAGCCUGGCUUUCAGUGAGGAGGACUUUCUGUUAGGGGUUUCCAGGGGCCCUAAGAGAGCGGUGUCCUCCAGUCAGCUGCCGAGCAAAGGCAUCCUCAAAAACAAGGAGCCAAAUACUGACAUACGCAAGGCUAAGUCGAUGGAGGUGCUGUCCCCAAGAGUUUCCAAAGGACAAGAUCCUGGUGGACAGAAAGGGAAAGGGGCCACUCAAGCUGAGAUAGAACAGGCCAGGACAAACUUUGUGCAGGGGAAGAUGCAGUUCUCAGCCUUUCUAGAUGAGAUAACAAAACAGGUUAUAAGUCCAUCUGCUCUGAACAUCUUGGGUGUGAACGCUGAUAAAACUCCUGCGAAGACACCUGCCCCAGCACAAACACCUGCCCCAGUCAAACCUCAGCUCCCACCCAAGAAGCAUAGAGAGAGCUCAGGGGAGGAGAGGGAGCAGCACCCAAAACAACACAGCAGACAGGAGAAAGUAGCUCGCAGCAGCUCUCGUAAAAACCCGGACUGCUCCACUCCUGACAAACUGAACUCAUAUGCAGCUAGGAACCACCACGGUAGCCCCCCGCCUCAUCACUACCCCCAUGAAAACAGCCGUAAAGAAAGAAGGCCAUCGCCCACUGGCGGCUCCAUGUCAGGGGACAGAUAUGGUAGAGGUGGCCCUCACCUCACAGAUGGCACUAGCACCAGCCCUGAACCUAACCACCCCAAACAACGUCACCACCGCAAACAGCAGCUCUCUGCCUCCCACAGUCAACACACCCAGCACUUCCCCCAGCACCAGCCCCAACAGGUGUACCACAGCCCCGGGCACCGAGGGCCCGUCAGCUCCCCUCCAUUCUCAACCCAGGGUGGAGGGCCGGGCCUCGGCUCUGAGUCCUCAUCCACAAAAUCUGAUUCAUCCAGGGCCAGAGACACAGCCUCCACAGCUACUAGCCCCAGUUCAGAGCAGAGUGGUCGACACCAGUCACAACAUGUGGGACACCCUAAACAACACAGGGACACACUGUGUGACGCCGACCAUCUCCAGGCGUUGCAGGAGGAGAAUGCAGAUCUUCACCAGAACCUGCUGCAGACUGUGGUUUGCAUUGAAAGCCUGGAGGCGGAGUUGCAGAGGACCCGAGACGAGCUCAGUCACGUCAAGGAGAAAUAUAAAAGCCUUCUGGAGACUCACACUGGGACCAAGCAGGCCAAUAACCUGCUGGGGGAACACCUGCAUAUAGCGUCAGAGAGCCUGAGCAGUGAGAGGAAGUACCUGUUAAACCGCGUGUCACAGCUGAGCUCAGAGUUGGAGGACGCCCACAGGACCAUCGCAGCCCUGGAAAACAUCAAUGUGCCGUGCCUGAUAAAGGAUUUGCUGGAGAAGCACUUUGACUCAGCUGAAGCCAUACAGAAGUUUCUGUCCACCUCCGCUCCAACCAGCCACUCUGCCACUUCCCCACAAGCAGACGGCCAAUCCCACGCUGUCAAAGUGGAGGAAGCAGCACAUGAUUGGUUGAUGAAAUCAGCGACAGGUGCGCAGAGAGUCACAGCCUUCAUACCAUUCAAACAGGGCGACCCCACAACAGGAACUGAAGGCAGCCUCUCUGGUCAGCCCGAGUCCAGCCACAGCCCACUUUUCUCUGUAUCUGACAUCAGCACUGCUAUCUAUAAGAAAAUGGCUGCCAGCUACGCUGCCAGACCACAGCCUCUCUACCCCCAUAGCCAGCAGCAGCUUCCUCUUGGCACCAACCACGCUGACACCCCUCCAAACCUCCAGCAGGCCCAUGUGGGUUCUGACAGCUGGGGUGGGAAGGGCGGGGUAAAGGUAACACUUUUGGAACAGGACGUUGUGGAUGUGACCUCAGUGUCAGCCCAGCAGAUCCUGGAUGAUUUCCUGCAGCAGCUGCAGCCCCAUGGGGAGGUGAGCAGGGGGAAGGAGCAGCAGGGCGGGCAGGAGUGGGAAGGAGGAGCGGAGCAGACAGGCAAAGUGGCAGAAUGAAAAUGUCAUCCAAUGAUUAUACAGUAGAUUCUCAUGGUAAUGGAGAGAAAUAUGUAUUUAUAUAUAAAUAGAAGUCACUGCUGUCAGAUGCAUUGUAUAUUGUCUCCCCUAAAUAAUAGAAAGUCUGUUUUUUAGCAUGUAUAUAAUGUACUUUAAGUGUACUUUUUAGGAUUUUAAAACCCAGAAUCCAUAGAAUAAGGGGAAGGAAAUUAUUUGCAUGAUGCUGAAACAUUAGAAUUUCCAAUAUCUUAAGUACAAGAUUUCCACACACUCACAAAAAAAACGAUAUUUUGAAACCAAUUUACACUCAAAUGAAAGAAAAAGAGAACAACAGACCAAUUAAACACCAAAAUAUUACAGGAAAUGUGAACACACAGUAAUAACAAAGCUAAAUACAACCAAAGGAAACAAUUUCCAAGUAUUCUCUAUAAAUAUAUUUUCAUUUCAGUGAUCAUUUUAAUAGCAUGUAAUUUACUGAACAGAGAAAAGAUGACAAGAGAUGACAAGAUGAAAUGACAAAAAAACCCCAACUCAUCCUGUACUGUCUGUGAUUAUAGUCAUCAAAUUGUUGUGAAGAAUGACCUUAAAAGCUUUUAAAGAUAAAUGCUUCAUAUAUUUAGAUAGAAGCUGCUCUUCAGUUCAGUAAUUAUACAUACAGACCAUGUAUCAGUGCCAUGAAAGAAAAUGUCAGAUGCGUCAAGGACUUUUGUUCUAUAAGGAACACUCAGUGACUCUCCUUGUGUCAUUCUGAAUUCAUGAAUAAAACUUCUUGCAUGCCUCUGCGGUGAACAAAGGAUUCAAAGAUGGAGAAGACUGAAUACUUAAUAAUACUUAAACUAUAUCAUUUAAAACCCUUUUUCAUAAUCAGCGCAGGUUGUUACUCAUCUGCCUGAGACUCUUUAAAUGUUGGGAAGUACUGAGCAUACGACAAGAUAAAUUAGACUGGAUUAUACUGCAAGAGUUGCUUGAGAGCUUGUAAAUUGAUGUUCUGACAUACACUUACCGGCCACUUUAUUAGGUACACCUUGCUAGCACCAGGUUGGACCCCU
Epinephelus lanceolatus (giant grouper) is the source of this 4085-nucleotide messenger RNA. RefSeq lists its product as uncharacterized. Lineage: Eukaryota; Metazoa; Chordata; Actinopteri; Perciformes; Serranidae. Gene Ontology annotation, biological process: Golgi organization. Gene Ontology annotation, cellular component: trans-Golgi network. The record is from RefSeq and is a predicted model, not a curated record.